Colletotrichum orchidophilum is the source of this 792-nucleotide messenger RNA. RefSeq lists its product as uncharacterized. The coding region runs from base 1 to 792 and encodes 263 amino acids. Lineage: Eukaryota; Fungi; Ascomycota; Sordariomycetes; Glomerellales; Glomerellaceae. The transcript has 3 exons. The record is from RefSeq and is a predicted model, not a curated record.
AUGUCCCUCCAAAACGGCGCAUACACCCACCAAGGCUACUCCGCGCCGCCCUACAGCCAGGGCUACAACCAAGCACGAGGAGGCCAAAGGUACGCCGACGACCAAGAGGUCACGCAAAUAUACUACUACAACAAUGAUGCCGCAUCCUCGUCGACGCGCAGCAUCUCGCACCAUCGGCAGCAGUACUGGUACGGCCAACAACCCGGCGCCGGCGCCGGUGCCGGCGGCCGUGGUUGUCGGUCCAGCGGCGGCAGCGCCAAAUCGCCCGAGACGGAACGCUUCAACCGCAAGAGGAGGCGGUGCACCUAUAUGUACUACGUCCUGCGCCAGAUCGCCAUCAUCGUGCCUCUGGUUGUCAUCUUUUUGAAUAUCAACAUUUAUUGCUCGCGCAGGGGCAAGUACCUCAACGACUCGACGAGCCCGGCGGAUCCCAUCUUUUACAGCUUGUGGUUAUCUAUACCCAUUUCAUGUAUUCUACUCAUCUGGUCGCUCAUCACCGUCAUCUGGCGCAAGAGAGACGCGUACCGGGGCGGCAUCCCGAAGCAUUUCCACUUUGGCAUGGAGUUGUGCUUCACGCUCGGCACCACCAUCUGCUGGAUCCUGCUCGUCAUCCAGAUUGAGUCGAAGAAGUCCAACGGGUAUUAUGCGUAUCCGUACAUACAGUACGAGGCCGCCCUAGCGUUCCUGCUGGGCCUCAUCAUGAUGUCCGAGUUUGGUCUGUUUGCGCGAGCCUGGUUCGAGUUCACCAACGACAGGACGCGUUACGAGAAUGAGGCCAUGGUGCAGGUGUAA